Vigna umbellata (rice bean) is the source of this 1006-nucleotide messenger RNA. Its product is annotated as vesicle-associated membrane protein 722-like. Gene Ontology annotation, cellular component: membrane. Gene Ontology annotation, biological process: vesicle-mediated transport. NCBI's taxonomy places the organism in Eukaryota, Viridiplantae, Streptophyta, Magnoliopsida, Fabales, Fabaceae. The record is from RefSeq and is a predicted model, not a curated record.
AAAGAGUCUCGUGUUGCGCCUGGUUCCUCUGACGUUUCCUUCUCCGUUUCCCAAAUUUUGAAAACCCCACACACGCUUUUGCUCUCCCUCACUUUAAAGCCCUUCUUCUACGAUCCACCAAUAUUCAACUUUUUCUCUUUUUCUCUCUUCCGAGUUGUUAAUUUGUUUCUUUCACUGAUUGAUCUCAUGACGGGGCAGCAAUCCCUGAUAUACAGCUUCGUGGCGCGGGGCACGGUGAUUCUGGCGGAGUACACCGACUUCAAUGGAAACUUCACGGAGGUAGCUUUGGACUGCCUUCGCAGGCUCCCUGCUUCCAAUUCCAAAUUCACCUAUAACGCCGAUGCUCAUACCUUCAACUACCUCAACGAUAAUGGAUUCACUUACUGUGUUGUGGCAGUGGAAUCCGUUGGUCGGCAACUUGCAAUGGCAUUUCUUGAACGCAUCAAGGAUGAUUUUAGCAAGAGAUAUGGUGGAGGAAAAGCUGCAACAGCCACUUCUAAAAGCUUAAACAAAGAAUUCGGACCCAAGUUGAAGGAACAUAUGCAGUAUUGUGUGGAACACCCAGAAGAGGUUAGCAAACUAGCGAAAGUGAAAGCUCAGGUUUCUGAAGUCCAACAAGCUAUGCGGGCAAACAUUGAUCAGGUUCUUGAUCGUCAAGUGAAAAUUGAUGUUUUGGUGGGCCAAACUGAGGAUCUUCGGGAUCAGGCCAGUGAUUUCAGGGGAGUUGGAAACCAGUUAAGGAGAAAAAUGUGGUAUCAGAACAUGAAGAUAAAGCUGAUAGUACUCGCCAUCAUUAUUGCCAUCAUUCUCAUAAUUGUUCUUUCAGUGUGUGAUGGGUUCAAUUGUGGUGGAUGAUACUUACCACUCACCUGCCACUUUUUGUAGUUUAAUAUAUAUACUUGCAUGAUAUGAUAUCAACAUUGUAUAAAAUUUGUUUAUUUGAUUGGAAUAAUAAGGUAUCAUCCAGGGUGUGAUGGAACAUUUUUAGUAAGAUAAACAAAGGAAA